AUGUCAUUAGAAGACUCUAUUUGGGCAAGUCCGACAAAGACACCCUCACCCGCGAAAAAAGCCGGGAAGAACCAAUCAAAUGGGCUGGAAACAAGCAUGUGGGCCCAUGGGGAGUAUGAGACGCAUGCCGCUGAUACCGGUAAGAAAUUGGUUUCUGAAAAAGGGCGAAAAUCGUUACCACGGCCACGGCAGGUUAAGGAAACGAAAGAACAUGAUAUGAAAAAGGCAAAUCCCCUUGCAUUAAGGCUUGGAAUGGUUGAUGUCGAUAGCGGUGUGUCAAGUGACUCUGAAGAAAUUUCACGGCCGUCGACAAACGACAGAAACGCUAUUUUUGACCGAAAACCGCAUCGUGUGGGAGAUAAACCCCUGACGCCCAAAAAUCGCACUAAAUCAAACAAGCAGGACCUUUUACAGGCCAAGAUCGGAGAACAGAAGAAGAUUUUGGGUACAAGUAGACACAAACAGCAGCAAGAGAAUCUGCUGUCCGAUUUCCUCAAAGAUGACACUGGAUUUGACUGGAAUGACGAUCUAAAUUAA
Lachancea mirantina is the source of this 537-nucleotide messenger RNA. The record is from the annotation of a GenBank genome assembly. NCBI's taxonomy places the organism in Eukaryota, Fungi, Ascomycota, Saccharomycetes, Saccharomycetales, Saccharomycetaceae.